This is a messenger RNA of Lemur catta (Ring-tailed lemur), 2121 nucleotides long. RefSeq names its product caspase recruitment domain family member 9 (gene CARD9). Gene Ontology annotation, biological process: regulation of apoptotic process; positive regulation of canonical NF-kappaB signal transduction. The coding region runs from base 140 to 1516 and encodes 458 amino acids. NCBI's taxonomy places the organism in Eukaryota, Metazoa, Chordata, Mammalia, Primates, Lemuridae. The transcript is spliced from 10 exons. The record is from RefSeq and is a predicted model, not a curated record.
AGUGCACGGCGCCUCCUGCCUCGUGGCUCCUCCCUCCUCCAGCUGCGCUGCCUCCCACAGGCGCUGCUGGCUACGGAGCACGUCUGGUGUCUGCCGCGCAGGUGGCCCCGGAGGACCCCGAGCCGACCCCCAAGAGGCCAUGUCGGACUACGAGAAUGACGACGAAUGCUGGACGGCCCUGGAGGGCUUCCGGGUGACGCUCACCUCGGUCAUCGACCCCUCGCGCAUCACCCCUUACCUGCGGCAGUGCAAGGUCCUGAACCCCGACGACGAGGAGCAGGUGCUCAGCGACCCCAGCCUGGUCAUCCGCAAGCGGAAGGCAGGCGUGCUCCUGGACAUCCUGCAGCGCACUGGCCACAAGGGCUACGUGGCCUUUCUGGAGAGCCUGGAGCUGUACUACCCGCAGCUGUACAAGAAGGUCACGGGCAAGGAGCCCUCCCGCGUCUUCUCCAUGAUCAUCGAUGCGUCCGGGGAGUCGGGCCUGACGCAGCUGCUGAUGACGGAGGUGAUGAAGCUGCAGAAGAAGGUGCAGGACCUGACGGUGCUGCUGCGCUCCAAGGACGACUUCAUUGAGGAGCUGCGCCUGAAGGACGGCCUGCUGCGCCGGCACCAGGAGCGCGUGCAGCGGCUCAGGGAGGAGUGCGACGCCGGCAGCCGCGAGCUCAAGCGCUGCAAGGACGAGAACUACGACCUGGCCAUGCGCCUGGCCCGCCAGAGCGAGGAGAAGGGCGCGGCGCUCAUGCGGAACCGCGACCUGCAGCUCGAGAUCGACCGGCUCAAGCACAGCCUCAUGAAGGCGGAGGACGACUGCAAGGUGGAGCGCAAGCACACGCUGAAGCUCAGGCACGCCAUGGAGCAGCGGCCCAGCCAGGAGCUGCUCUGGGAGCUGCAGCAGGAGAACGCCCAGCUGCAGGCACGGCUGCAGGGCCUGGAGGCCUCGGUCCAGGAGGGGAAGCUGGGCAGGAGCAGCCCCUACAUCCAGGUGCUGGAGGAGGACUGGCGGCAGGCGCUGCGCGACCAGCAGGAGCAGGCCAGCACCAUCUUCUCCCUGCGCAAGGACCUGCGCCAGGGCGAGGCCCAGCGCAUCCGGUGCAUGGAGGAGAAGGAGAUGUUCGAGCUGCAGUGCCUGGCCCUGCGCAAGGACUCCAAGAUGUACAAGGAGCGCAUCGAGGCCAUCCUGCAGCAGAUGGAGGAAGUGGCCAUCGAGCGGGACCAGGCCAUCGCCAUGCGGGAGGAGCUGCACACGCAGUACGCCCGGAGCCUGCAGGAGAAGGACGAGCUGCGCAAGCGGGUGCGGGAGCUGGGCGAGAAGGCGGACGAGCUGCAGCUGCAGCUGUUCCAGCGCGAGGCCCAGCUGCUGGCCACGGAGGGCCGGCUCAAGCGGCAGCAGCUGGAGACGCUCAUCCUGAGCUCUGACCUGGAGGAUGGCUCACCCCGGAACUCCCAGGAGGCCUGGCCGACGGGGAGCACCCGGAGCAGCCCUCUGCGGCUCUGCAGAAGGAGCACCUUUCACUGACACCCAACGUAAGGCUGCCUGGGGUCCCUGCAGCCGAGGUCCCCCCGCCUGGGCCUGCGUGAGUGCUCACCAGCUGGGCCCUCCCCCAUGGCCCCUGGACGGCUGGGUGAUCACAAGGCCUCUGCCCUUGGGCUCCUGGGGUGGGGUGUUUGGGACAAGAAGGGGACCACCCUCCCCUUGCCCACAGACCAACAGGCUUGGGUGGGCUUGGGAGUGGAUGUGCCCGGGUGGGGCAGCCAUGGACGACGGCUGUUUCUGGUCCUUGGGGGCCUUUGCAGCAGGUCAGCAUUGACCUCCGUGGGUUAACUCAGGGGUCCUGACAGCAAAGGGGCCACCUCUGGCUUAGCAGUAAAAGGAACAGCAGCUGGGGGCCCAGGCCAGAGCCCUGUCCUGGCCCAGCCCACUGGCUGCGCGUCCUGGGCCUCUGCCUUGUCAUCUGGAAGGCGGGACACCGACGCGGGCUGGCCUCAGGGGUACGAGCAGGCCCCAGGUGACGAGCCUGGCUUCUCGCUGAGCUCAGGCAGUCUGGGGGCUGGCCUGCCCUGCAGUCCGCAGCCCGGGGCCUGGUGGACGGUGUGUGCACGGCGUCCAGCGGCGCUGGCUGG